UACACUUCAAACCGAUUUAUAUUCAUAAAAGUUAUUCAGGGAAGUUUUGUGAAUAUAUUGAGUUUGCUCAUGGUUAUAGUUUACAUAUUUGAUUGGUAUUCACUUUCAUUCACUUUCAUUCUUCGUAUCAAACUUUCUCGGGUAUGCUCACUUCCUCCUGGAUGACCUACUUUUUGGGAAACUUUUAGAUGCAAGUUUGACUGCUCAGCAUGGCCUCUGAAGUAACAAUGGAGUCCGUAGAAGGUCCACAUGCUCCAUUGGUAUACACACCAUCAACAGGUCUCGUAACUGACCCCCGGGAGAAAAAGACAUGGGCUCAGUUCCGCGAGGCUGUCAGAGCUACCAAAAAACAACAAGUAAAUAUGGUGAAUAAAGUGCCACAUACAUUUACAUAUAGGACCAUAGAGACACCUUUAGGUCCACGAACAAGGCUAUAUUUUCUUGGAGUCCCUCCGGGACAGCGUAGAGAGAACACAUUAUUAUAUGUAGAUGUUCCCUGUGGAGUUACUGCUAUAGAUUUAUCAAAGCCCUUAGAAUGGAAAAACUUACUGGAAACAUUUAGUGCCACUCCACUUCUUGGACAAUACACAAAAGAAGAGCAGCUUUUGAGAGAAAGAAAACGUCUUGGACAUUUUGGAAUCACAUCUUACAAUGUUGAUACCACUAGUGGGAGGUUUGUGUUUCCGGCAUGUAACAGUCUGUACACAUUUGUUGACUCUGUAGGCUCAGAUGGACAAUUUCAGACAAAUCCUGUAUUCCCAACUGAGGUGAUAAGCUCUGCCCUGGGGGUGAGGCUUGACCCACAGCUGUGCCCACACAACCCUCAUCUCCUGGCCUUCAUUAACAACAGUGAUGUCUGGGUGACAAACAUCCUCACUGGGGAGGAGCGACGACUCACAUUUGCUCAUAAAGGUUGCAAGAAUAUAGCUGAAGACCCAAAGAGUGCUGGUGUUCCAUCAUUUGUGGUUCAGGAGGAGUUUGAUCGCUACACAGGCUACUGGUGGCAACCUUGCAAAACUACAGAUGAUGGGACAUAUAGGGUCUUGUACGAGGAAGUGGAUGAAUCUGAAGUUGACAUUCUCCACAUUGUGUCUCCAGAUGAACAUUCAGUAGAUGAUUAUAGAUAUCCCAGAGCAGGUACUGCUAAUGCCAAAUGCAUCUUGAAGAUGUUAGAGUUCAGUGUCAACGAAAAUAGGGUGUGCAAUGUUAAGGAACUCCACAUGAAAGAAGCUCUUAGUCACAUGUUCCCAUGGUUGGAAUACAUUGUUAGAGCGGGCUGGACUGCGGAUUCAAAAUAUGUUUGGGCCCAGAUCCUCUCCAGAAACCAAGACAGGUUGGCUUUAGUGCUCAUCUCCCCUGACAACUUCACCAUGGAUGCUUAUGAUAUUGAAAUGCAGGAAUUUGACCAGCAAUCCUCAAACUCUGGGGUCUAUAUGAUAUACCAGGAUACCUCAGACAUCUGGAUUAAUGUAUCUGAUAUUUUACACUUCUUCCCUCAAAUAAGUUCCAAUGAAAUCAGUUUCAUUUGGUCAAGUGAAAAAUCUGGCUUCCGUCAUCUAUACCAUGUGACCUCAAAUCUUGAACUGGUUGGUUAUCGUGUUGACGACAAGACACAUGACAAUGCAGAGGGUAGGGAUCCAGUCAGUAGCCUUGAUGCAGAUUUCAUGUUCUCUGGUAUUUCUAGUAAACCAAGUAUAAAACAAGAGCUGGCCUUAACGCAUGGGGAUUGGGCAGUUACAGAUAAGAUCUGGGUUGAUGAUAAAAAGAAUCUGUUAUAUUUUACUGGAACAAAAGAUACACCACUUGAGUCACAUUUAUAUGUAUUGGAUCUUGAAUGUCCAGGAAGUGCAAUAACUCGUCUUACUCAACUAGGUUUCUCUCAUAAUGUCUGCCUAGAUCAGCAUUGUACAUCUUACACCAGUGUAUUCAGUAGUAUAGCAGAGGGCCCCCGUUGUCACAUACUGAAGAUUGAAGUGAGAGAUGCCAACCACAUAGCAAGUCCAGUGUCAAGUUUGCUAGAUCUUCCAGAAGAUAGUAAUGGUUACAAGCCUGGUGAACUGUUUAGUUGCCCCAGUAAGAGUGGAGAUACUUUCUAUGGCAUGGUCUACAAACCACACAAUUAUAUACCAGGUGAGAAGUACCCUACAGUAUUAUAUGUCUAUGGUGGCCCACACACACAACUGGUCACCAACUCAUAUAAAGGACUUAGGUUUCUAAGGCUUCAUAUGUUUGCCUCCCUGGGAUAUGCUGUAGUGGUCUUAGAUUGCAGGGGCUCCUCUAAUAGAGGAGUAACAUUUGAAAGUCAUUUGAAAGAUAAAAUGGGCACUGUAGAAAUAGCUGAUCAGGUUGAAGGAUUACAUUGGAUUGCUUCCCAGGUUGGCUACAUUGACAUUGGGAGGGUUGCAAUACAUGGCUGGUCAUAUGGCGGCUAUCUGGCCUUGAUGGGGCUUAGUCAGCGGCCAGACAUAUUUAAGCUCGCAAUAGCGGGUGCUCCUGUGACGUCUUGGGCUCUCUAUGACACUGGCUACACUGAGAGAUACAUGGGGACCCCCCAGACUAAUAGCGAACCUUACAAGGCUGGCUCUGUACUGGAGUAUGUAGACAAAUUCCCAAAUGAGGAGAACAGGUUGUUGAUAGUCCAUGGCCUUAUAGAUGAAAACGUCCACUUCCUCCACACUAGCAGUUUUGUCAAUGCACUGGUGAAAGCCUGCAAGCCAUAUACACUUCAGGUGUACCCAAAUGAAAGACAUGGCAUCAGGAACCCUGAGGCUAGUGAACAUUAUGAAACAAUGGUGCUCAGUUUUCUUCAGCAACAUUUAUGAUCAACCCUCUAAUUGGAAAUACUUUGUGCUUGUCAUUGGUCAUGUUUUAAGAGGAAAUAGAAUGGAAAAGAAUGGAAUUGACAAGGAAAAGAAUGGAACACCCUAAAUCGUAUGGAAAUCCAAGAAAAUUGGUCACCUCAUUCAAAAUUUAGAGAAAAUGAAGUAGACUCAACAUGAUAUGUCAUACAACUAGUAUUUUGGAAUUUUGGAACAAUAGAGAAGAAAAGAGUGGACCCAUCAAUAAAGAAGAUAUGAAGAAAUCAAGUGUAAUAACAAUGCUAAGUAUGAUUGAAGGGAGACAGAUUGCAUCCAAUUCAUGGGAUAAUUUGACCCACACUCUUGAAAGGCAUUACAUAUGACCUUUGACCUUCUGCAUGAUUC
This is a messenger RNA of Owenia fusiformis, 3203 nucleotides long. NCBI's taxonomy places the organism in Eukaryota, Metazoa, Annelida, Polychaeta, Sabellida, Oweniidae. The record is from the annotation of a GenBank genome assembly.